CGCAACGCUCCGCGAAGCAACCGGGAAUCCAACCGCAAGUCGACCACUGAUUUCCAGCCGACCGAACGACAACCGCAUCUCUGGCCGCCAUGGCGAUCUCACCGACCCAAUUUGCCGUUACCACGAGGCAGUCGGCCAAUUGGUCCGACGCCAAGCGGAGGGUGCUUGCGGCAUAUCGUGACUGGCUCCGGGCGGCGCCCGAGAUUCAGACCAUGUACUCUAUCCCCCACCCCGUCUCGGCUAUCCGGUCCCGCAUCAGGCAGGAGUUUGAGCGCCACCGAUAUGUCAACAAGCUGCCCGCCGUCGAUAUCCUUCUUUUCCAUAGCCGGGCCGACUACCAAGAAACCAUGAACUUCUGGCGCCAAACGAACCACGUCAUGUCGUUCUUCAAGGAGGAGAACUUCAGGGGAGAGAAGAGGCUGCCGUCCAACUUCAUCACUGGGUUUCUGGAGGGCCGCAACUAGAAUGGCAUCCUACACACUUGUUCAUGAACGUAUAGAAAACAAGAAACAUUCCUACCACAUCUCAAUGAGUUGAUAAGAUGCUUAAAAGUGCCCUCUGUCUGUAUGCAUAAC
This is a messenger RNA of Thermothelomyces thermophilus ATCC 42464, 575 nucleotides long. RefSeq lists its product as uncharacterized. Lineage: Eukaryota; Fungi; Ascomycota; Sordariomycetes; Sordariales; Chaetomiaceae. The record is from RefSeq and is a predicted model, not a curated record. The transcript has 5 exons. The coding region runs from base 90 to 464 and encodes 124 amino acids. Gene Ontology annotation, biological process: response to oxidative stress.